CGAUAUACGGAAGUGCAUCAGGAAGUCUUCUGGAAACCGAUACAGGAAUACGAUCUGUGUAUUUAUAAAUUAAAUGAAUUAAAUAUAACCUGUUAGCAGUUAUAUACAGCUGUAAUAUAAGCCACCAUGUCCCGGCAAUCCAACAGAACUACAGACAUCAAGAAAAUGAAUUCUGAACUGUUUACCCUCACAUAUGGUGCGCUGGUCACUCAGCUUUGUAAGGACUAUGAGAAUGAUGAAGAAGUGAACAAGCAGCUUGACAAAAUGGGUUAUAAUAUUGGUGUUCGUCUCAUCGAGGACUUCUUGGCUCGCUCUACUGUAGGCAGGUGUCAAGAUUUCCGAGAAACAGCAGAUGUCAUUGCAAAGGUAGCAUUUAAGAUGUAUCUGGGCGUCACACCCAGUGUGACCAACUGGAGUCCUGCUGGGGAUGAAUUCUCUCUCAUCCUCGAAAGCAACCCUCUUGUGGACUUUGUGGAGCUUCCAGAUAAUCACAACACACUUAUCUACUCCAACCUUCUGUGUGGAGUGCUGAGAGGGGCUUUAGAGAUGGUUCAGAUGGCAGUAGAUGUGAGAUUUGCUCAGGACACUUUAAGAGGAGACAAUGUGACAGAGAUACGCAUGAAGUUCAUCAAGAGGAUCGAGGAAAACCUGCCGGCUGGAGAUGAGUGAGGUCACUGCAGUGUUGGUGCUGGGGCAGCAGACCAUGCUGUGCUGGUCUGUCGGGUUUGAAAGACUUUGUUGAUUCCGGUCAGAGUUAUACACCUACAGUUUAGCCAAAAGGCUAGUCUUCUGUCUGACUUUUUAGAAGGAAUAUCCUGCUUUUCGGACCAUCUUAUUGUCAGGUACCUGAGGUCUUUUAUCUUUUAUAGAUUAAACUCUUUUUUUUUUUUUUUUGUAAAAUAUUCUGGUUGGAAAAUUCGGUAUCAUCUUCUAAAUAUCCUAAACCAUGCCAAGUAAAUUUAAGAAUAAAAGAAUGAAGGCAGCAAAAAGUAAAAAGUGUUCCAGAUUUCUGAGUCAUAGAUUUGCUGAAUGAAGGAAGCAAUGAAAGGAUGUACAGACACAUUUAAGCAGGCACAGAUGUUCAUUGUAUUCCCUCUGCAGAUGAUGCAUUUAUCUUUUUUGGCCCCAUAUUAAAAGCAUUUCAGAUAUUCAGCAUAAAUACUUUGUCAUAAAACAUGUUAAAUAAGAAAAGCAACAGAAACCAAAUAAAAGGGCACAGUUUGUUUUUUUUAAUUUGCUUCUUUUGGUAGCAUUUUCAUCAUGUGAAAUGUAGUAAUUAAUGUACAAAUACUAAAUCAAAUUAAAUAACAUACCAAACUAAAA
Molecule: messenger RNA, 1323 nt
Organism: Trichomycterus rosablanca
Lineage: Eukaryota; Metazoa; Chordata; Actinopteri; Siluriformes; Trichomycteridae
Gene: trappc3
Product: trafficking protein particle complex subunit 3
Exons: 5
Coding region: 127-669 (180 amino acids)
Biological process (GO): intra-Golgi vesicle-mediated transport; endoplasmic reticulum to Golgi vesicle-mediated transport
Cellular component (GO): cis-Golgi network membrane; cytosol; TRAPP complex
Source: RefSeq, a predicted model, not a curated record